This is a messenger RNA of Pseudogymnoascus verrucosus, 3602 nucleotides long. RefSeq lists its product as uncharacterized. The transcript is spliced from 5 exons. Bases 126 to 3440 code for a protein of 1104 amino acids. The record is from RefSeq and is a predicted model, not a curated record. NCBI's taxonomy places the organism in Eukaryota, Fungi, Ascomycota, Leotiomycetes, Thelebolales, Thelebolaceae. Gene Ontology annotation, molecular function: ubiquitin-ubiquitin ligase activity. Gene Ontology annotation, biological process: protein polyubiquitination. Gene Ontology annotation, cellular component: nucleus; ubiquitin ligase complex; cytoplasm.
CGCAAUGACAUCGGCAAACCGGGGUCUAGGCUGAUAGUAAGGCUCCGCCAAACACAAGUACCACGACGACCUUUAACCCCCACCAAUACUCUACUUCGUUAUUAUUACGAAAGCACAGAGUAAAGAUGGAUAACAAUGGGCCCCCGCAACCGGGACCUCCGAAUAACCCUGAUGCCCCUGACAAGGAGGCUAUGGACCAGAUUCGACGACGACGACUCGAGAAGCUAGGAGGGUCAACGACUCCAGAUAGAAACGCCUCCCCGGGAGCUGGGCCCUCACGAUCAAACUCGCAGUCAGCUACAGACACACCUACACAACCGCAAGUCCUGGCGCCCAGGGCCGCGAAGCCACCGAUGGCCACGCCACCACCACCUAGCUCCCAGAGCCCGCUCGACAAAUCGAAAGAUAAGCCAGCUAGCUCAAGCUCAUCUACAACUAUUAGGAUAGCUCCUGCAGAUGCGGCGGGGAAGAGACCGCGGGAAGCAUCGGGGGGAUUAUCAGGCCCGCCGACUCGCAAAGCGACGCCUCAAGCAACAGAUGAAUCGCCCCAGGACUUUGAGAACAGGGCGCUCAGUACCAUAUUUCGCGUCACGCUGGAAGGAGAGAACAAAACAGAUUCAUCGGGCCACAAGCUCACAUACCUCCCAGAUGUAAGGCAAGAGCUGCAGGAUAGCGGAGAGCAUGUCGGAUUAUCCCUCGGUGCACUCGAUUCCAUAUUGAUGGAAGUAUGCCUGAAGAUUCCCCACACCAAGCCCAUACUGGAAUACUUGCUUCCGUGCUGGAAACGAAUUAUGAGGUCGAACAGGAGCUUGAGAGGACCAGCUCAGCAAAAAGAUGCGAUACUGAAAGAAGCUAAGCGGUUGUGCAUGAGUAGCUGCAUCUUUGCACUGACCAUGCCAGAGCUAUACGGGCGUGAUGAGACGUCAUACAAGGACUCCUUAACACCUCACUUUUUGUUGGAUCCUGAAGAUGAUAGAGGCUUGUGCCCCGAGUUCUUGGCUGAAGCUGUUUCCCGGGUCGAUGAAGAUGAGUCCGUUACACCAAUGUUUACAAGUGCUGUCAUCAACCUCAGCACUCAGCUGUCGCGAAUGACAAUGAACGAUAACUACAAACCAUAUGUGCAGGCUCUCAAGAACUUGACUCGUUUCCCAGUUAUCACAACUGCAGUUGCAGAAGACCCCGUGUUUCUCAUGGCCACCUCCGCACAUGGCAUAGAACAGCAUACUAUUCUCGGCCCCUUCUUUCGGAUAUCGGUUUUGCAGACGGAAGUCACCAAGUCUUACUUUGCAUCACCCAAGACCAUGGAUAAAUCCCUCGUUGUUACCUCGCAAAGUGCCCUGCGAAUGACGCUUAACAACCACCAGAAAGACCUCUUAGACAUAAUAAACCAGUUCGUGCGCGCAAGUACGUCUUCGCGGAAUCGAACUUUAGACUGGUUUGCUUGGAUUGUUAAUGCCAACCACAAGCGCAGAGCUAUCAGGGUUGAUGAGAGGCAGGUCUCAUCUGAUGGUUUCAUGAUGAAUGUCACUGUGGUAUUAGACGGUCUUUGCGAGCCGUUCAUGGACUCAACAUUUUCCAAGGUGUCCAAGAUUGAUCCAGACUAUUUCAGGCGCAGUCCAAGAAUUGAUAUCAAGGACGAGACGAAGCUCAACUCUGACCAAAAGACAUCUGAUAAGUUCUACGAGGAGAAGCUAGAAGGAACACCGAACUUCAUCACAGAAGUCUUUUUCUUGACAGUGGCUGCUCAUCAUUACGGCAGUGAAGCCGCCAAUAGCAAGCUGAAAUCCUUGGACAGGGAUAUCUCGAGUCUCCAAAAGCAACUAGCAAUAUAUGAGCAAGAGCGCCCGAGAUUCUUAUCUGACCCCAGGCAGCUUGCUAUGAUCGAACUAAACGUGAAGAGGUAUAAUGAUAUUCUAGAAAAAUCGAUGCGACUGAGGCAUGCGAUCGAGGGUGUUCUAUUCGACGAUGUGAUGCAGGCUCGGUCCUUGCAAUUUAUGAGAUACCUUAUUGUGUUUAUGCUGCGAACUGCUUCAGGCUCCGACUAUGUUCCGGGGAAACCAUUCUCAUUGCCAUUGCCAGAGACCCAACCCGAAGUCUUCAAGAACUAUCCGGAGUACAUGCUUGAUGAUAUUGUCAGCAACUUUGAGUUCAUUUUCAACUAUCUCUCACAAGUCAUUAUCUCCACGCAAACAGACGAGAUUAUUGUGCUCUGUAUCAGCUUUCUUCGCAAUUCUGAGUACAUUAAGAACCCGUCACUUAAAUCGGGAUUGGUAUCGUUGCUUUAUCACGGCACAAUCCCCGUGUAUCACCGACAAAAGGGUGUUCUUGGAGAUGCUUUGACGACGGAUAAAUUUGCGAAUGACAAUUUAUUGCAUGCUCUCAUCAAGUUCUACAUCGAGUCCGAGUUUUCAGGGGCUGCUAACGCAUUUUACAACAAAUUCAGCAUUCGAUAUGAGAUUUUCCAGAUCUUCAAAUGCAUUUGGAGCAACAGUGUAUACCGAGAGCGCCUCACGCAAGAAAGCAAGGUCAACACCGAAUUCUUCGUUCGCUACGUCAAUCUCCUUAUUUACGAUGCGACGUACCUCCUGGACGAGUGUUUGACCAAGUUCCCCAAGAUCCAUGAUUUGCAGGUUGCUUUGAGUCCUAAUGCGGUAGCGUCGUUGUCCGAAGAAGAUCGCAAGGCCAAAUCAGAGGAAUUAAGUCAACUUGAAGGGCAAGCAAAAUCAUACAUGCAGCUGGCAAAUGAGACAAUCUCCAUGAUGAAGCUUUUCACUGGCACUUUGAGCGACGCCUUUGCGAUGCCUGAAAUCGUUCAGCGCUUGGCUGAUAUGCUGGAUUAUAACCUGGAUACGCUCGUGGGGCCGAAAUCUGCCAAUCUUAAGGUGGAAGACCCAUCAAAGUAUUUCUUUACCCCGAAGUCGCUUCUUGCAGAGUUCAUCGAUAUCUACCUGAACCUAAGCCACCAGAAGCGUUUCGUCGAGGCUGUGGCCAGAGAUGACCGGUCCUACAAGCCAGCAAACUUUGACAGCGCAACAAGGAUUCUAGAGCGGUGGUCUCUGAAAUCAAAGGGAGAGCUAGCUGCGUGGAUCAAGCUAAUCGCCAAAUUCAAGGCUGCGAAGGAAAUUGAAGAUAAGGCCGAUGUGGAUCUUGGGGAGAUUCCCGAUGAGUUCUUGGAUCCACUGAUGGCCACGUUGAUGGAAGAACCGGUCAUCUUGCCCAUUAGCAGAAUGACUGUAAAUAUGAGCACUGUUCGAAGUCUCAUGCUGAGUGAUGGAAUCGAUCCAUUCAACAGGCAGCCGAUUAAUAUCGAUGAUGUAGCGCCUGACGAGGAUAUGAAGGAGAAAAUUAAGCUAUUUAAGGAGGAGCGAAGGGCGGCGGCGAAGCAGCAAACAAUUGAGGACGUUAUGGAUAAGGACGUUAUGGAUACAUCGGAACCGUAGGUUAUGGAUCUGGGAACGAUGGGUCAGGGGCGCACAUAGAGGAGUAAAAGAGGUUUGUUGAUUAAGAGCUAUCGAGGAAUAUCAACCUCCCAAUAGCACGAAGACCAGCAUAUAGGAAUUAGACUCCCAUCACAACAUCAAAUAUAUACAAUAAUCCUCCCA